UUCUCAGCGCUUCAUUCAUCCGGUCAUCUCAUGGAUCGCUGCGCGGGGCCUGGGGACCUGCAGUCCCGUGAUACAGUAGAGAACGGCCCGGUAACCGCAGGGGGUGGAGGAGCCGCUCCAGCACCCGAAAAGCCUCCUUAUUCGUACGUGGCUCUCAUUGCAAUGGCCAUCAGAGAAAGCGAGGAUAAGAAGCUGACCCUGAAUGACAUCUACAGCUUCAUUGUAUCCAAGUUCCCAUACUACGAAAAGAACAAAAAGGGAUGGCAGAACAGCAUCAGGCACAAUCUGAGCCUCAACGAGUGUUUCGUGAAGAUUCCCCGGGAGAACGGCGGGGAGAAAAAGGGGAACUUCUGGACGCUGGAUCCGGCUUUCAACGACAUGUUCGAAAAAGGCAAUUACAGGCGCAGGAGGCGCGUCAAGAGACCCUACCGACCACCACCCUUACCUUCUGGAUUUAACUUCACCGACUCGUACUGCCUGCAACAGGAGCCUGUUUACUGGCAAAGCCCGUUCGUCAGCACCAGUUCCUGGAGUCACCAGUCCAGCUCCCCGACGCACAUCUCCGGCUACCUGCAGCCCAUGCUCGGUAACGCGCGCCCUCUGUCUCCAAACGAUUACGCCAAUUCUCCCGUGAGUUAUUACCAGGGUCAUCACCAUCAUUUUCACCCGUCCUACAGACCGUACCACCGGCAUCCGAACGCUCUGGUGCCCCUGAGCGGCAUGACUCCGCCGGUGAGCCCGGGCGGAAGCUCCAUCUCCACCUGCAUCUACCCGCCGCAGAACAGCCACCCUGAACUGCUACAUCAUCCAUUUGACUGAUGGACAGACAUGUGAGAACGGAAUAUAAGUAGGCUAACAGUUUCAUUUGGAUUUAGAUUUAUUUUUGUUACGAUAAGCCUGGGAAAUGUUAGGCUAAACGUGCCGUUUCAAGUCAAGCUGAUUGAAAUUAAGUCCAAAUGCUGCAUUCGUUCGUUCAAAUUUGUUUUUCACAGGACCGGCUGCAUUAGUUUGAUUACUGUAGAAUACAGUAAUGUGUCUUUUGUGGCUUUUCAUAAAUAAAACAUUGAUUAAUUAUUGUUAACUUCAAAGACGAUGAGCUGUUCAGAUGCUCUUGGUUAUUGGCAAGUUAUUAGUUUCCAUAAAUUUCAGCAAAUGUGUAAAGAAAGCAUUAAGGUACUUAAGCAUAUUUAUUUUUAUCAUAUAUUGAGAUGUACUUUGGAUUCAAGAUCCUAAAAUGGAUGUACAGUUUUGCAUUGCAGUUUACUGUUUAAAAAUGUUGUUGCUUAUUUGGUGGAAACUCUUUGCACAAGUUUGUUUUUUUUCUUCUUUUUUACAAGAGUUCUUUACACAUGCAAAGCUGUAUUUUCUUUAAAGAGGUUUUGUAUAUUGAAUAGACAUGUUUAGUGUUAUAUUCCUGGAAAUAUUUUUAUAUGUAAAUGUUCAUAACCUGUUCGAAUUUUUCACUGAUAAAAUUCAGAUAACUGGU
Ctenopharyngodon idella (grass carp) is the source of this 1486-nucleotide messenger RNA. RefSeq names its product forkhead box L2-like (gene foxl2l). The transcript has a single exon. Gene Ontology annotation, molecular function: DNA-binding transcription factor activity, RNA polymerase II-specific; RNA polymerase II cis-regulatory region sequence-specific DNA binding. Bases 31 to 819 code for a protein of 262 amino acids. NCBI's taxonomy places the organism in Eukaryota, Metazoa, Chordata, Actinopteri, Cypriniformes, Xenocyprididae. Gene Ontology annotation, biological process: cell differentiation; anatomical structure morphogenesis; regulation of transcription by RNA polymerase II. The record is from RefSeq and is a predicted model, not a curated record.